AAGUUUGUGCUAGCUUGGUGUAUAGGUUUGAUUAAAAGCCUUUAUUCCACAGUUUUUGGGGAAAACAGACACAAGUGCACUCUUCCAGACCACUCUACCCACUAGGUCAGAGGGAAAUUUCAUCUUCUGAAGUAAGUGCUACCUCUUGUCUGUUCCUGGGGACCUCUGCAGAGACUGAGAAGAAGACAGUUUUGCAGGUUGUUAUCUGCCAAGAUGUUACACUUGCAGGGCCCACAGAUGCUUCAGAUGCUAGAGAAAUCCUUGAGGAAGAGCCUCCCUGAAUCCUUAAAGGUUUAUGGGACCGUCUUCCACAUGAACCAGGGAAACCCAUUCAAGCUAAAGGCCCUGGUGGACAAGUGGCCUGAUUUUAAUACAGUGGCUGUCCGACCUCAGGAGCAGGAGAUGACUGAUGACUUUGAUCACUACACCAAUACCUACCAAAUUUAUUCUAAGGAUCCCCAAAACUGUAAAGAAUUCCUUGGCACAUCAGAAGUCAUCAACUGGAAACAACAUUUACAGAUCCAGAGUUCACAGUCAAGCCUGGAUGAGGUGAUCCAAAAUCUUGCAGCCACUAAACUUGUCAAGGUCAAGAAAACCCAGUGCCUUCUCUAUAUGAUGCCUGAGACAGCAAAGAAACUGGUUCCCUCAUUCCUGGAGGCAAAGAAUUUAUCUCCUAAAUCUGUCAAGCCCAAAGCCAUCAACCAUGAGAUGUUUAAACACUCAUCCCUGGAUGUCACUCAUGCUGCCUUGGUGAAUAGAUUUUGGCAUUUCGGUGGGAAUGAGAAGAGCCAGAGAUUCAUUGAGCGCUGUAUCCGGACCUUCCCCACCUUCUGCUUGCUGGGACCCGAGGGGACCCCUGUGUCCUGGUCCCUGAUGGACCAGACUGGAGAACUACGGAUGGGAAGCACCAUGCCUGAGUACCGGGCACAGGGCCUUGUCUCCAAUGUCGUCCAUAUCCAGACCCAGGCUCUGGAGAAACUCGGCUUCCUGACAUAUCACCAUACAGACAAAGCCAACAAAAUCGUCCAGAGGUUGUGUCACACUCGGCAACAUGUCCGCAUGCCCUGUGACUGGAACCAGUGGAACUGUGUGCCUCUGUGAAGCCGGUCCCUGAAAU
Molecule: messenger RNA, 1117 nt
Organism: Choloepus didactylus (southern two-toed sloth)
Lineage: Eukaryota; Metazoa; Chordata; Mammalia; Pilosa; Megalonychidae
Product: glycine N-phenylacetyltransferase-like
Exons: 6
Coding region: 214-1101 (295 amino acids)
Cellular component (GO): mitochondrion
Molecular function (GO): glycine N-acyltransferase activity
Source: RefSeq, a predicted model, not a curated record